AAAAAAAAAAUUGACACUUGCAUUUUUUUGCUUUCCUUUUUUACACUUUUUUUUUUUCUUAAUGUCAAAAACUGUUGACAAUGACAAUUUACUAAUGUCUUCCAUGACUAAUUUAGAAACAAACAAAAAGAAAAAGAGUAAAAAGAAGAAGAGCAAAAAGUAUAGAGUAGAAUGUCACCGUUGUCAUGAUUCUUUCGAAACGACUGAAAAAGUAGUCGAUCGAUAUACCUGUCAAAAGUGUCAAUCUAAACCAGCCUUGAUCAUAUUACCUCUCAAGAAGACGACGAUGCCUAACUUAUCCUCUCUUUCAUUACAAGAAGACGACGAAGAUAUCUGUCCGGUAUGUGAUACGGACUGUACAUGUGGAACAAGUGCAGCUAUGGAACCAGCAGCAGAUAAACCCAAAGAAGACGAUGUGGUCGAAAGAGUAGGCAUCACAAUGAAAAAGAAGCAAAAGAAAAGGUCGAAAAAGAAAAAGAAACACACUCAAGAUAAGAUCGUAACAAAUGUUAUUCAGAGGAUAAAGGAGGGAGACGAAGAUGAAGAUGUGAUUGUGGAUGAUCUGGAUGAUUUACUAGAUUCGAUGUCACCGUUAUCAAACCAGGAAUCAGAGCAUGAGAUUAUUGAUGAGAAGGAGCUAUUUACAGAUGAAAGUGAGCCUAUUGACUCAGACGAUGACGAAGAUAUUGAAGCAGCUGAAACUCAAGCAAUUAUAGAGGAUAUGACAUUGAAUACAGACGAAGAUAGUAAUAGUGACAGUGAAGAAAUUAUGUAUAUAGAAGAUGAAGAUCUUGAUGAUAAUGAAGACGAAGAAGAAGAGGAAGAAGACAAAUAUGAAACAAGAGUGAGUUCGUGGUCAAGCUCAGAUGAUGAAGAAGAUGAGGAUGAAUUUUCAUUUUCUGAGCAAGAGACUUCACAGACAAUGGAAAAUGAAAAUAUUUACGACAAUAUUGUAUCAGCAUUCAUGCACGCUUUAGCACCGAAUGAUCCAGGCGGAGCUGAAUCUACAGGAGCAAAUACACCCAUUGCAAGUGAAGGAGAACAGCUAUCAGCUUUUGAGCUGGCAAAUGCACUCAGUCUAAUUUCAUCGCUUGAAUCAACAAAGCAAAUGGAUAUCUUAAGAAGGCCUUCAUUACCGAGCAGUACAGUUUCUGCAGCCCAAAGGCAUCGAGGAUCUCAAGAUAUUACAUCCGAAGCACUUCGUACCUUAUCCACCAUCAUUUCCGACGAUCUUUCCCUUUCAUUUGACACAACGCAUGCAUCAUCUUCCUCUACCUCUUCCUCUUCUUCAUCUCAUAUAGACACGACAUCUUUGCAUAUUCAAGAACAACUAUUCGAUUUCAUCAAGCAAUCAAUAACUCCAGUGACAAUAGAUAAUAAAAAACGACACUCAAAAUCAGACGAAACAAACGAUCAACAUAAAAAGCGUAGACUGAGUCAAGCAGGUGGAGCAGAAGAGGCACAGGAAGUGUCUAUGGAUGAUCUAGUAGACGUAUCACAGCUUCACUCUGAUGAUGAAAGUAAUGACCAAGACCAUCCAUAUUCAAAGGAUUUAAGUAGAUGGGAGCGUAUUCCAAUCGGUGCCUUUCGUUUGAUGAGAUCAAAAAAUAAACUUUGGCUCGAACGUUAAAAUACUUUUUAUUCCUUUUUUAAUGCUGCUUGUCUCCAUCUUUCCUCUCUUUCUGCUUUUAAUUUUGCCAAUGUAUCUUUGACAUCAUCUGGUGUUGUAGGUGGUUUAUGUGUUGCUUCGUAGUCUGGCCAGAAUUUGAUACCUUUUACAUACUUGUCAUAAAAUUCUGGUCCACCAAAGUAUAGCAUGGUGCCUACUGGAAAGAAUACAUAUAUUCCAAACUAUGAUUUUUAGCUUUUAUGAUCCAAUCAUCACUUUUCUUACUUUGAUAACUUCUAAGCGUGGUCCACCCAUGGCAAAGUAAAAUAAAAAAAAGACGAAUGAUUCUAUAAAAAAUUUCAUGGACUUUAAAAACCAUAGAAGGAUAAUU
Molecule: messenger RNA, 2000 nt
Organism: Rhizopus microsporus ATCC 52813
Lineage: Eukaryota; Fungi; Mucoromycota; Mucoromycetes; Mucorales; Rhizopodaceae
Exons: 2
Coding region: 62-1630 (522 amino acids)
Source: RefSeq, a predicted model, not a curated record